CCCAAAAUUUGAAUUCGCUUCGCCCGCUACUCGCGAAAGUCUUUCUUCUUCGUCAGAAAACCCUCCAUUGAAACUCAACUCUUCUUCCUCUCUGUUACUCGAACAGUUCGUCUCUUCUCUCUCUCUCUCUCUUUUCAUGGCCAUUCUGUGAAACAUGGCGGCGAUGGAGAAGCUAUUUGUGCAGAUCUUUGAGAGGAAGAAGUGGAUCAUUGACCAGGCCAAGCACCAGACCGAUCUCUUCGACCAACAACUUGCGUCCAAGCUCAUUAUCGAUGGAAUUGUUCCUCCGACUUGGCUCCACUCGCCUUUUCUUCAUUCCAACAUUUCGCAUUUUGAAGGUGUAGGAGUGAGCAGAAAUUUUGUUCCUGGAGUUGAGGUCCCACGGUCGCCGCUUCAGACCCAUCGUUCUAGUUUGAAUGAGGCAUUUGUUGCAAACAGUGGGGAGGAAUUGCAGCAAAGGUCGAAUGAAGAUGCUGGUUCUUUAAACGAUGAUUUUGAUGCAGGAAUUAGGCCUCCAGUUUUACCUCAGUGCGAUACAAGUGACGCCUGUGUCUUAAAUUGCGCAACUCGUGUUGACACGAGUCCUGUUUCUCCCCAAGGUCGAGGAGGCGUAGUUUUAGAAAACUACCAAGAUCCUACUCUGUCACGGGCACGGUUACAUAGAUCUAAAUCUAGGCAAAGGGCUUUAGAGUUGCGUAAUAGCGCGAAAUCUGCUAGGUGCCACUCCCGGUAUGAGAACAAGAAUGAUUCCGUUGCUGAUGGGCUCGGGGGAUCUGCUAUUAGUUUGCUGCAAGCUGAUGACGAAGAUGAAUCAUUGGCAAAGCCUUCUAGCAGCUGUAAGGGAAUUGGUUCUAUGGAAGAGGAGACUAAUGUUUGUUGCGAGCAGAAGAAUAUCUCUAUUUGCUCUGAUAAAUCUAGGCAAAGGGCUUUAGAGUUGCGUAAUAGUGUGAAAUCUUCUAGGUGCAACUCCCGGUAUGAGAAUGAGAAUGAUUCCGUUGCUGAUGGGAUUGUGAGAUCUGCUAUUAGUUUGCUGCAAGCUGAUCACGAAGAUGAAUCAGAAUUGGCAAAGCCUUCUAGCAGCUGUAAGGGAAUUGGUUCAGUGGAAGAGGAAACUAAUGUUUGUUGCGAGCAGAAGAAUAUCUCUAUUUGCUCUGAUAAAGUUACAAUAGUUGGAAGCCCUGGGUUGCAAAGUAGCUCUAUUGAUUUGGUUAAUUCUUUAAAUAUUUACUUAGAAAAUGAAGGGUUAUGUGUAGCGGAAGGUUCAAUGCAGAAUUCUUAUAAAGUGAAUGAGCAAUUUGACUCGCCUAGAACUUCUUCGGGAAAGAUUGGAUACUGUGAAGAAGGGCCGGCAUGUUGCAGGAGCCAGGAAUCUAAUUUUGAUAACGCUGAACUGUCUAGGAUGCAAUGUAGCUCUUUGGAUGUGGAUAAAUCUCCACGCAUUCCCCCUGAAGAUGGAAGAGGGUGUCCUAUAGGAGGAUCAAAAUUGCAUUCUGAUCAAGUGGACGAGCAACUGGACUUGCCUAAACCUUCUUCUGACAAUGUUGAGUGCGGUGAAGAGGCAGUAUUAGUAGACUGCAGGAGCCAGGAAUGUAAUCUUGACAAUGCUCUACAGUCCGAGUCACAACGAAGUUCUUUGGAUGUGGACGAUUCAGCAUGCAUUGAUGCCACUGAUGGAAGAUUAUUGGACUUGUCUAAUCCUUCUUCUGGCAAUGUCAAAUGCCGUGAAGAAACUCUUUUAGGACAUUGUAGGAGCCACGAAUUUAAUUUUGAUAAUGCCCGAGAGGCUGGGUUGCUAUACAACUCCCAGGAUGUAGAUAAGUCUUCAUACGUCCACUCUGAGGACGGACGAUCAUGUCCUAAUGGAAGUUCAGAAGUGCAUUCUGAUGAACUGAAAGAGCAAUUGGACUUAUCUAAAUCUUCUUCCGACAAUAUGGAGUGUUGUGAAGAAGAAAUAUUAGGAGAUUUCAGGAAUCAGGAGUAUAAUUUUAAUAAUGCUCAAAAGUCUGGGAUGCAACAUAACUCCCUGGAUGCGGAUAAUUCAUCAUGCUUUUCUUCUGAAAAUGGAACUUGUUCUGUUGGAAGUUCAAAACUACAUUCCGAUCGAGUGAGUGAGCCGUUGGAGUUGUUUAGGUCUUCUUCUACCAAUGUUGAAUGCCAUGAAGAAGGACUAGGAAACUGUAGGACCCAAGAUUGUAAUUUUGAUAAUACUGCAGAAAAGUCUGGUUUAGACAAAAUUUCCAGUUCACCAAUAACGGAAGUAAGGGAGAAAACAUCAGAUAAGAAGCCCUCCACUUCCGUGGAUAACAAGAGGGAUGUUAAUGAAAAAGAAAAAUGCAAUUCAUCCCUUCACAUGCCUAUACCGCAGAUUCAGGUCGACUCAUUGAACGAAGACGAAUAUGAUAAAGAUGUAUAUGAAUCUCAAAGUGAAAAGAGAUAUGAUAAAGAAGUAGCUACUUGUUCUUUGCUGCAAAGUGAUGAACCUGCAGAACAGAAGAUUUCUUUGAAAGACGGAGUGCCGAAUUUGCAGUAUUCCCAUGAAAAUGCAGUUGAAAUUCAACUAGUGGAUACAGACGAUGCAUCAAUUCUGAUAAGAGAUACAGAAACGUUUAGAGAUCAAAUGGUCAUGGCUCCUUGUGUUCCUUCCGCUGGUGAGGGGGAUAGUAAUUUGGAGCAGCAACUAAAAAGUUCAGGCAUAACUCAGUGUGAAGAUUCAGAUUCCUUUGAGGGUUGCACUGAUCACAUGGUCAUGGCUCCUUGUGUUCCUUCCGCUGGUGAGGGGGAUAGUAAUUUGGAGAAGCCACUGAAAAGUUCAAGCAUAACUCAGUGUGAAGAUUCAGAUUCCUUUGAGGGUUGCACUGAUCACUUGAAUGGUAACCAUCAUUACUUAUCAACUGAGUGCCAGACUGCAGAGACAUCAAUAGAGUUAAAAACUUUCAGCUCAGUUUUGAGGGCAUCUAGUUCCGACCAAAAGGAGAUAGAGGUUGAGCUGCAAUUGGACAAUGGUAUUCCAGCGUCUUUAGGCUUGAGGAGUGAGCAACUUCAAAUUAUCAACAGGAGUCCCAUAGAUAAAAACUUGAUGCAGGAAUUUGACACUGAAAAACCUGUCCUUGAACUUCAACGAUUAUCAUUUUGUGAAGAAGGUUACCAACAACCAAAUGUGAGCAUCGGCCCCAUUGAAAUGUUGCUAUUGGAAAAAGAAGCUCACAUAAUUCAGGGGUCUGAUUCUUCACCCACGCUUCCAGUCAAAGAGGACCUCUCUCGGUUCGGAAGCAAUAACAGAGGUACACCAUUGCAAAAUGGUAUGCUAGAGAGCCAAAGUUUGGUUCCCGAAGAAAAUUUUCAGUGUGGAGAUAUUGAACUUCCUAUGGAUACUGGGAAAACUGAUGGAAUGGAGGAAAAGGGGAAACUUACUUUGUGCUCGCUUCAUACUCCGCUUACCCAAACUUCUCAUUAUCUUGGUGCAGACAAGGAUAUGCCUGCUUUAGAGGGGUUCCUAAUGCAAUCUGAUGACGAAGAGCCAUGCAUUUCUGUUGGUGGAAUCAACUUUGACAAAUUAGAUCUUUCAAAAUGUAUGAUAGAACGUGCUAGCAUCUUGGAGAAAAUUUGUAAAUCUGCUUGUAUGAACAGUACAUUAUCCUCACCUUCAGAAAGUUUUAGGCUGAACAAGGUGACAGAUUUGUACAAUUCUCUUCCUAAUGGUCUACUAGAGUGCAUGGACUUGAAGAAUAACCUUCUGAUGAAUGAUCAAAAUAAGCUACUGAAGAAUGGUAGUAACUUUUUGAAUGGAGAAGUCAACUGCUCUCCUCAUGGGUCUUCUUUUGAUUGCCUGCAAAGCUUUAGCAGUCAUUCAGCUGGUGAUCUCAGGAAGCCAUUUGCAUCUCCGUUUGGUAAGUUGUUGGAUAGAAAUUCAUUAAAUUCGUCAAGUUCUGGAAAACGAAGCAGCCAGAACAUAGAGCUUCCUUGCAUUAGUGAGGAAGCUGAGAAUACCGAUGAGAUUGAUAACGAGUUUUCGAAGGAUAUAAGAUCGAGCAAGCGAGCACCACUUGUUGACAUUACAGAAGAUGCAAAUGUCAAGGUAACAGUUUCUGAAGCUGCGACGGUUGCUGAUAGAUUGAGUUUAGAAUCUUUAAUCAUCGAACUCAGCAACACAGGGACUCAUAUUGGGACCAAAGAGAAUCUGGGAAACCAGAAAAGCAGCAAGAGGAAAUAUGUGAAUGAGGCUGUGAGUCGUGAUACCUUGCCAGGAGAAAACGGUGCUAAAAGAGUCACUAGAUCAUCCUAUAAUACAUUUAGCCGGUCAGAUUUAUCCUGUAAAAAAGAUUUCAGAAAGGAAGGUCCUCGAUUCUCUGAAAAGGAAUCCAAGCAUAGAAAUAUCGUGUCCAAUAUAACUUCUUUUAUUCCUCUUGUCCAACAAAGAGAAGCUGCAACUAUUUUGAAAGGGAAGAGAGAUAUUAAGGUGAAGGCCAUCGAAGCUGCUGAGGCUGCAAAACGUGUUGCAGAAAAGAAAGAAAAUGAACGUCAAAUGAAGAAAGAAGCCCUGAAACUUGAAAGAGCAAGAAUGGAACAAGAGAAUUUGAGGCAGAUUGAACUGGAUAAAAAGAAGAAAGAAGAAGAGCGGAAGAAGAAGGAGGAAGAAAGGAAGAAAAAGGAGGUUGAUAUGGCAGCAAAGAAAAGACAGAGGGAAGAAGAAGAGAGGAAGGAGAAAGAAAGAAAAAGAAUGCGUGUUGAAGAAGUUAGGAGACGAUUACGAGAGCAUGGUGGGAAGUUACGAUCUGAUAAAGAGAAUAAGGAAGCAAAACCCCAAGCCAAUGACCAAAAACCACGUGACAGAAAGGGAUGUAAGGAUGGGACUGUCAAACUGGUCAAGGAAAGUGGACAUGACAGCUUUCACAAAUUCUCGGUUACUGAGUCUAAGACUACUUCUACAAGCGAUGCUGUGAGGGGAAGCUUUGUUGUGGAGGACUCACAACCAACGAGUGUUGAUUUUCUAGAGGCAGAGGCACUUGAAAAUGUGAUGGAACAUAGAAUCUACGAAACAAGUGAAGAACAAUCAUAUCAGAUCUCUCCUUACAAAGCUUCUGAUGAUGAGGAUGAAGAGGAUGACGAUGACGGCAUACAAAAUAAUAAAUUUGUUCCUUCAUGGGCCAGUAAGGAUCGCUUAGCUGUUCUUUUUGCUUCCCAUCAAAAAUUGGAUCCAGAAAUUAUCUUUCCACCGAAAAGUUUUUGUGACAUAGCUGAAGUUCUCUUGCCUCGACAACAUCAGUUUAAAUAGACAAUAGACCGAACCUUCACAAUGUGGAUAGAUUUUUUAUCUGCAACACAAACAUUCCCCUUUCUGCCUGUGCAAGAGACUUGCCUAGAUUUUGCUGAUUAAUUUCUCAAGGAAUUGCUGCUCAGGUGAUUAGUUUCUUGCUGCUCUAUAACUCUGAAUAGCUAAAUUGAGAUGAUCAUUGUACAACUACGCAGCUUUAUAUGUAGGGUCAAUUUCUUAGCACCAAAAUAAACUAUAAAACCCGGUUCUCACCACCCUCCUUAUGACUGGAUAUCUCAACCAUGAAACAGUCGGGGAAAAGGCUGUAGUGAAUUCUUGGUGUUAACCUUCCCUUCUUUUGCUUUGGGGUAGGCAGGGGGAGGAUUUAGGUUACUC
Messenger RNA from Cucurbita maxima (winter squash), 5647 nucleotides. RefSeq lists its product as uncharacterized. The transcript is spliced from 9 exons. Bases 155 to 5272 code for a protein of 1705 amino acids. The record is from RefSeq and is a predicted model, not a curated record. Lineage: Eukaryota; Viridiplantae; Streptophyta; Magnoliopsida; Cucurbitales; Cucurbitaceae.